UCCGAUGGCGGAAGGGGUGGAGCACAGCGCACGUGCAGGCAGGCGUGUUCUCGCCCAGACUCCCUCCCAGGCUCUCCGCUCUUUCCUCGCGGUAAAGACAGAACUGGCUCCAGAUCAUCAAGCUGGGAGGUUUCUUGUUUGAGUCACUUCUCUGCAGAGUUUUACGAAGAACGUAAACAGUGUGUGAGGAAAAAACAUGUCCCUGAGCUGAGCGGGCACACUCCUAACAGCAGCCGGCGGUUUGCAGCCCAGGCAGCCGGGGGAUCCCCAAGGCCGUGAGGAACAAGAACCAGAAUGGAGCCCCAGGGUUAGUGCCCGCGGGAGGUGCGCAUGCUGGGCUCAGGAGGGGGCGGGGUGCAGAGGCCUGCCGUCCUGCCCACAUGGGCGCCCCGGAAGAGGGCAGGGGUCCCCAGAGUUGUGCAGCGCCACUACUGGACUGGAGAGGGUGCUUGCUGAGUCCCUGCGAGGAGCCCCGCUAGGCCGCAACGAUGACUGGUGUUUGGGACACCUCGGAGGCCAUCCCACAGGGCAAAGAGAAGCCCUAACCAAUCCUCGUACCCCAGGGCCGUGGCUGGCGAUGUGACUCGUCCCCGUGGUCAGGACGGUGCAGACCCCAGGCGGGGGCGAUUCCCGGGGAGGGUCUCACUCUGGGUCCAGCUCCACGCGGCACCAUGAACAAUAACUUCUGCCGGACCCUGGUGGACCGGCGGUCCCUGGCGCCCCCCAGCUGCAUGCAGUUGGGCGUCGUGCCCCCUCCGCGCCGGGCGCCCCUGCCCCCCGCCGAGCCCCUGGGCAACGUGCCCUUGCUGCUGUACCCAGGCCCGGCCGAGCCGCAGUAUUACGACGCCUACGCGGGCGUGUUCCCCUACGUGCCCUUCCCCGGUGCUUUCGGGGUGUACGAUUACCCCUUCGAGCCCGCCUUCAUCCAGAAGCGCAACGAGCGCGAGCGGCAGCGGGUCAAGUGCGUCAACGAGGGCUACGCGCGCCUCCGCGGCCACCUUCCGGGCGCCCUGGCGGAGAAGCGGCUCAGCAAGGUGGAGACCCUGCGCGCCGCCAUCCGCUACAUCAAGUACCUGCAGGAGCUGCUGAGCUCGGCCCCCGACGGCGCGCAGCCCGCGGGCUCCCCGUCCGACUGCCCGGGCGACGGCGAGGCCCGGGGGCCCGCCUCCCUGGUGCCCGAGUCGUCCGAGUCUUCCUGCUUCUCCUCCUCGCCUUUCUUUGAGUCGGAGGAAUCCAGCCACUGAUCCGGGAUAGAGGGGGCACCACAGAGACCGGAGGAGCCCCGUCGGAGCAGUGAGGGCGCCGGGCCCAGGGAAGUUGCGGGUGCGCGCCGCGCCCGCUCCAGGCCUCAGGAGGGCAGCCCGGGACGGCCGUCCCUGGAUGGGUCUCCGUCUCUGCUUCAGCCCGCGGCGGGGUGGUGCACAACCCGCCGUGGUGGCCCUGCCCCGUCCUCUGUCGCCACAGGCGCAACCCCGUGUCUACGACUCCCUAGGAGGCCAGCCGGUCUUUGGUUUGGAUGAGCCGUGCCCUUGCCGUCCACGAGAUGGCCUCAAACACUAGCGUCCACUUUGGGAGCUGGCUUGCCACCCCCGCCUCCCACCCCACCCCGAGAGGAACCCAGAGGCCGCGGCGGAGGCAAGACUACUGCUUGCCCUCGGCCGAGAUCGAGAUCAGACUUGGGAAGAAGCCCAGAGGGGGCCUUGGUGGCGCCCUCUGGCUUCCCUGAUGGAGGGCUAGGAUCCACCCCUAGCCCUAACCUCCUGGUGUAGCCUUUUCAUACUUCCCACCGCGCCCCC
Acinonyx jubatus (cheetah) is the source of this 1796-nucleotide messenger RNA. RefSeq names its product achaete-scute family bHLH transcription factor 5 (gene ASCL5). The transcript has 2 exons. NCBI's taxonomy places the organism in Eukaryota, Metazoa, Chordata, Mammalia, Carnivora, Felidae. Bases 672 to 1244 code for a protein of 190 amino acids. The record is from RefSeq and is a predicted model, not a curated record. Gene Ontology annotation, molecular function: DNA-binding transcription factor activity, RNA polymerase II-specific; RNA polymerase II transcription regulatory region sequence-specific DNA binding; protein dimerization activity. Gene Ontology annotation, biological process: regulation of transcription by RNA polymerase II; developmental process.